ACGCAGUCGCUUCUCUAUCCACAGAUUACAGUCUCGGUUCGACGGACAAGAGCGAGCGCAAUAUUUUGAUAGUAUAGGUUAGGUUUCUGCAGGGCAACAAUUCUGUGGCGGGUGUGAUUGAUAGUUGAAAGAUUCGAUGGCGGAAAAGCAUUUCAAGUAUGUGAUCGUCGGUGGCGGGGUUGCUGCGGGAUAUGCUGCUAGGGAGUUCUCCAAGUUGGGAGUUAACCCUGGUGAACUUGCCAUCAUUUCCAAGGAGAGUGUGGCUCCAUAUGAGCGUCCUGCACUUAGCAAAGGAUACCUGUUUCCUGAAGGCUCUGCAAGGCUCCCAGGUUUCCAUGUCUGUGUUGGAAGUGGAGGAGAGCGGCUUCUUCCAGAGUGGUAUACUGAUAAAGGUAUAUCUCUGAUUCUUAGCACGGAGAUAGUCAAGGCAGAUCUUGCUUCAAAGACACUUACCAGUGCAGCUGAUGAGACUUUUAAAUAUGAAACAUUGAUUAUAGCAACUGGUUCCACUGUUUUUAAGCUGUCGGACUUUGGUGUAGAAGGUGCUGAUGCCAAAAACAUAUUUUAUUUGAGAGAGAUCGAUGAUGCUGAUAAACUUGUUGAGGCAAUAAAAGAAAAGAGAAAUGGGAAGGCUGUGGUAGUUGGUGGUGGAUAUAUAGGUCUGGAACUAAGUGCAGCUCUGAGAAUCAAUAAUUUUGAUGUCAGCAUGGUCUUCCCAGAACCUUGGUGCAUGCCUAGGUUAUUCACUGCUGGCAUAGCUGCCUUCUAUGAAGAUUUCUAUACAAACAAGGGAGUCAAUAUCAUAAAGGGCACAGUAGCUUCUGGAUUUGGCACAAAUGCCAACGGGGAAGUUACUGAUGUAAAGCUUAAAGAUGGUAGAGUGCUGGACGCUGAUAUUGUUGUUGUUGGUGUUGGUGCUAAACCCCUCACAACAUUAUUUAAAGGACAGUUAGAAGAGGAUAAAGGUGGCAUCAAGACUGAUAGUUCCUUCAAAACUAGCAUUCCUGAUGUCUAUGCGGUAGGCGAUGUCGCCACUUUCCCUUUGAAGUUGUACAACGAUAUUAGAAGAGUUGAACACGUUGAUCAUGCUCGAAAAUCUGCCGAGCAGGCUGUCAAGGCAAUUAUUGCAAGUGAACAGGGACAAUCUAUUGAGGAAUAUGACUACCUCCCCUACUUCUACUCCCGCGCCUUCGACCUCUCAUGGCAGUUCUACGGCGACAAUGUUGGUGACUGCAUUAUAUUCGGAGACUGCAGCCCAGCAUCUGCCACUCACAAGUUUGGAGCAUAUUGGGUCAAAGAUGGAAAGGUUGUCGGCGCAUUUUUGGAGAGUGGCUCACCUGAAGAGAACCAGGCGAUUGCCAAAGUAGCUCGGGUCCAGCCUCCUGCGGGCAGCCUGGAUCAACUGCUCAACGAGGGCCUCGCCUUCGCCAGCAAGAUUUAAGAAUUGUUUAUCGAUACACACCACAAGGAUAAUCUGCUAUGCCUCCAGGCGAUUCAGACAGACAAAUAUUUACAUGCCAAACCACACUUGAGGUAUGACAAUUUCUACUGCUGCAUGGGAAAUAAAUAAAUUGGGUCUUGAUAUGAUAUGAUACGAUAAAACCUCUGUUUCUUUGGUAUGUUGUUAUUCAGAUACUUUCAAUAAUGGCAUGGAUUUUGAAAUGAUAAAGUUGGAUGAAGUUAGUGAAAUUAUUGAAUAGAAAGAAGUGGUCGAAUUGUGCACGAAA
Messenger RNA from Andrographis paniculata, 1727 nucleotides. Its product is annotated as monodehydroascorbate reductase-like. NCBI's taxonomy places the organism in Eukaryota, Viridiplantae, Streptophyta, Magnoliopsida, Lamiales, Acanthaceae. The transcript is spliced from 10 exons. Gene Ontology annotation, molecular function: oxidoreductase activity, acting on NAD(P)H; flavin adenine dinucleotide binding. The record is from RefSeq and is a predicted model, not a curated record. Bases 137 to 1441 code for a protein of 434 amino acids. Gene Ontology annotation, cellular component: cytoplasm.